Molecule: messenger RNA, 1935 nt
Organism: Uncinocarpus reesii 1704
Lineage: Eukaryota; Fungi; Ascomycota; Eurotiomycetes; Onygenales; Onygenaceae
Product: vacuolar sorting protein 1
Exons: 6
Coding region: 1-1935 (644 amino acids)
Biological process (GO): peroxisome organization
Cellular component (GO): microtubule; cytoplasm; membrane
Molecular function (GO): GTPase activity; microtubule binding; GTP binding
Source: RefSeq, a predicted model, not a curated record
AUGUGUUUACGACAGUCGGAUCUUCCUAGAGGAUCCGGCAUUGUGACCAGACGACCACUGGUGUUGCAACUCGUUAACCGACCCGCCCUUGUAAAGAGCCAGCCAAAUGGAACUUCGGAAGAGAAGCAAAUCGAAACCACCGACAAGGAGUCGAAUCUCGACGAAUAUGGAGAGUUUCUACAUAUCCCGGGCCAGAAAUUCUAUGAUUUCAACAAAAUAAGAGAGGAAAUUGUUCGAGAGACCGACGCCAAAACCGGCCGUAACGCAGGCAUCUCGCCUCAGCCGAUCAAUUUACGAAUCUUCUCCCCGAAUGUGCUGACGCUGACUUUGGUCGACUUACCCGGUCUGACCAAGGUGCCAGUUGGAGACCAGCCCAAGGAUAUUGAAAAACAAAUAAGAGAGAUGGUUCUAAAACACAUCAGCAAGCCGAAUGCGAUUAUUCUUGCCGUCACCGCCGCUAACCAAGACCUGGCUAAUUCCGACGGUUUAAAGUUGGCUCGUGAGGUAGACCCAGAGGGCCAACGGACAAUCGGUGUUCUCACCAAAGUCGAUCUUAUGGACGCAGGAACGGACGUUGUGGAUAUCCUUGCUGGUAGAAUUAUUCCGCUACGCCUGGGCUACGUUCCGGUGGUCAACAGGGGUCAACGAGACAUUGAGAAUAAGCGGCCAAUAUCCUACGCGCUCGAACAUGAGAAGAACUUCUUUGACAAUCACAAGGCGUAUCGAAGCAAAUCGUCUUAUUGCGGCACUCCGUACCUGGCCAGGAAGUUAAAUCUGAUUCUAAUGAUGCAUAUUAAACAAACUCUCCCCGAUAUCAAAACCCGCAUCGCAUCCUCGUUGCAAAAAUAUACCACCGAAUUAAACCAGCUGGGCGAUUCGAUACUCGGGAACAGCACCAACAUUGUCCUAAAUAUUAUCACUGAAUUUAGCAACGAAUACCGAACCGUUCUAGACGGAAAUUAUCAGGAGCUUUCCAGCAUCGAACUCUCCGGCGGUGCUCGUAUCAGUUUUGUUUUCCAUGAGCUCUAUUCCAACGGUGUCAAGGCUGUUGAGCCGUUUGAUCAGGUGAAGGAUAUUGAUAUUCGCACCAUCCUUUACAAUUCUUCCGGCUCAUCACCCGCCCUGUUCGUCGGCACCACUGCAUUCGAGUUGAUUGUGAAACAGCAAAUUCGAAGGUUAGAGGAACCUAGCUUAAAAUGCGUGUCAUUGGUGUAUGACGAGCUUGUUCGCAUUUUGGGCCAGCUGUUGAAUAAACAGCCCUUCCGAAGAUAUCCUCAACUCAAAGAAAAGUUCCAUGCUGUUGUCAUAGCAUUUUUCAAGAAGGCUAUGGACCCAACGAAUAAACUUGUCAGAGAUCUCGUAGCCAUGGAGUCCUGCUAUGUUAACACGGGGCAUCCUGACUUUAUCACUGGCAACAGGGCCAUGGCCAUUGUUCAGGAACGUCACAAUGCCGGUAAACCGACGCAAGUUGAUCCUAAAACUGGCAAACCACUACCUAUUUCUCAACAACCACCUCGUUCCGCAAGCCCGUCCCUAGAGGUUGCAGAGAAUUCUGGAUUUUUUGGAAGCUUUUUCGCUUCCAAAAACAAAAAGAAGAUGGCUGCAAUGGAGGCUCCGCCCCCAACGUUGAAAGCUUCCGGUACUCUCUCAGAACGAGAAAGUUCCGAAGUCGAGGUUAUCAAAAUCCUAAUCAACUCUUACUAUAACAUCGUGAAACGAACGAUGAUCGACAUGGUUCCGAAAGCUAUCAUGCUUAAUCUCGUGCAAUUCACCAAGGACGAAAUGCAGCGAGAAUUGCUUGCAAAUAUGUACAAGUCCGAAGAGCCCGAUGACUUGCUCCGCGAGAGCGAGUAUACGAUUCGCCGCCGAAAGGAAUGUCAGCAAAUGGUUGAAAGUUUGACCAAAGCAAGCGAAAUCGUCAGCCAGGUACAGUAA